Equus caballus (horse) is the source of this 1249-nucleotide messenger RNA. The record is from RefSeq and is a predicted model, not a curated record. Lineage: Eukaryota; Metazoa; Chordata; Mammalia; Perissodactyla; Equidae.
CCUGGACCUAGGAGGAACUGAGUGUGUGAUAAAUGGGCAGCCUCUACAAUCUCCUCAGCCUCACAAUCUCUGCAGCUGGGAGGGAGCAGCUCCUGCUUUUAAAUAGGCCAUGGCAUGGUGGUGGCAGCUCCUGCUAGGGCUGUGGACAGUCAUGCCCAUCUGGGCUGGGGACAAGCUGCUCAAUGUCUGCAUGAACACCCAGCACCACAAGCGAGAACCUGGCCCAGAAGACAAGCUCCACAAGGAGUGCAUCCCCUGGAAGGACAGUGCCUGCUGUACAGCCAACACCAGCUGGAAAGCCCACCUGAAUGUGUCCUUGCUCUACAACUUCAGCUUGGUCCACUGUGGAUUGAUGAUGCCGGGCUGUCAGAGGCACUUCAUCCAGGCUGUCUGCUUCUACGAGUGCUCCCCAAACCUGGGGCCUUGGAUCCAGCAGGUGGGAAGAUGGGGCCAGGAAGGCAGGAGUGGGCAGGGAGAGAGAAUUUUGGACGCACCACUGUGCCGGGAGGACUGUGAGCAGUGGUGGGAAGACUGCCGCACAUCUUACACUUGCAAAUCCAACUGGCAUGGUGGCUGGGACUGGAGUGGAGGGAAGAACCGCUGCCCUGCGAGGGCCCGCUGCCACCCUUUCCCCCAUUACUUCCCCACCCCGGCUGACCUGUGUGAGAGGAUUUGGAGCAACUCCUUCAAGGCGAGUCCUGAGCACAGGAACAGUGGUCGGUGUCUGCAGAAGUGGUUCGAGCCUGCCCAGGGCAACCCCAAUGAGGCUGUGGCCCGUCUCUUUGCCAGCCCUGCCUGGUCCUGGGAAUUCUCUCACACUCUCAUGGCCUUCUCUCUCUUCCUGUCGUGUCUUUCCUGAGGGCCUCAUCUCCUCCCACUCACAGCCCUGCUCUCCCCCAGCAAUGCUGGCCAUGGCAGCCUCCUUCCUUGGGCCCUUCUUUAAGUGACUCAGCCCAGGGUGGGGGUGGUGGGACAUUAAGGCUGCAGGAGCUGGUGCCUGAGCCUCACACAUUUGGUCCUAGGCCCCCUCCACUGCUCUGCUCUGACUUUCCCUCCCUGGAAGGCAGCUCAGGGCUAGCAGGGCCAAGGUGAUCUGCCCCCUCUGCCUUUAAGGAUGGUGGGGCUCUGAAGUGGGACUCUAGGCCCUUCUCAUCUGGUGCACACCCACCCCUAUCCCUGGCAGACCUGAUGGUGACAGCCCUAGCCUCCUGUCCCAUGAUGGUCCCUCCAAUAAAACAGUUGACCUUUC